This is a messenger RNA of Phragmites australis (common reed), 2161 nucleotides long. RefSeq names its product CBL-interacting protein kinase 8-like. NCBI's taxonomy places the organism in Eukaryota, Viridiplantae, Streptophyta, Magnoliopsida, Poales, Poaceae. Gene Ontology annotation, biological process: protein phosphorylation; signal transduction. The record is from RefSeq and is a predicted model, not a curated record. The transcript has 15 exons. Bases 254 to 1609 code for a protein of 451 amino acids. Gene Ontology annotation, molecular function: protein kinase activity; ATP binding.
AUCCUGAUGAACGCUAUAGAGUUUGCUUCCGUACCGACGCACCCACUCCACGGGACGUCGUCGCUUGCUUCCAAGCCAAGCCAAGUAGUAAAACUCAGCUCCCAGAUUCAGUAGAAAGAAUUCCGUCUCUGCUCCCCAUUUUCAAAAGGGGGCGACUCUGCUCUGUCCGAAAUCUAGUUCUCAUCAACGGUGGCGCCGAGCACCUGAGUAGCUGCCCUCCCUGCACCAGAUCGGAGGAGGAGGGAGGCGGAGGAUGGUGGGAGGAGGCGGCGGGGGCGGAGGGACGCUGCGGCGGGUGGGGAAGUACGAGGUGGGGCGGACCAUCGGGGAGGGCACCUUCGCCAAGGUCAAGUUCGCGCAGAACACCGAGACCGGGGAGAGCGUCGCCAUGAAGGUGCUCGACCGCUCAUCCAUCCUCAAGCACAAGAUGGCCGAACAGAUUAAGAGGGAGAUAUCCAUAAUGAAGCUUGUGAGGCAUCCCAAUGUCGUUAGGCUACACGAGGUUUUGGCAAGCCGGAGGAAGAUAUUUAUAAUUUUGGAGUUCAUCACUGGUGGCGAGCUAUUUGAUAAAAUUAUCCGUCAUGGGAGACUCAGUGAAGCAGAUGCACGAAGAUACUUUCAGCAGCUUAUUGAUGGCGUUGAUUUUUGCCACAACAAAGGAGUCUACCAUCGAGAUUUAAAGCCCGAAAAUCUCCUCCUUGAUUCCCAAGGUAAUCUUAAAAUUUCAGACUUCGGACUCAGUGCAUGGCCUGCCCAGGGAUCUUCCCUUUUACGUACAACCUGUGGAACCCCAAACUAUGUUGCCCCGGAGGUUCUCAGUCAUAAAGGAUAUAAUGGAGCACUUGCUGAUACAUGGUCAUGUGGCGUUAUUUUAUAUGUCCUGUUGGCAGGUUAUCUUCCAUUCGAUGAAAUGGAUUUGACUACCCUUUAUGGAAAGAUUGAGGGCGCAGAAUAUUCAUUCCCACCAUGGUUUUCAGGUGGUGCAAAGUCACUGAUUCGUAGAAUUCUUGACCCAAAUCCAGAUACACGAAUCAGGAUAGAAGAGAUCAGAAAUGACGAAUGGUUUCUGAAGAAUUACGAACCUAUCAAAGAAGUAGAAAAUGAAGAAGUCAAUCUCGAUGAUGUCAAUGCAGCUUUUGACAAUCCUGAGGAGGAAACUGAGCAUACUUUUGAUGAUGAAGCAGGUCCUCUGACACUUAAUGCAUUCGACCUAAUCAUUCUGUCUCAAGGAUUGAACCUUGCAGCCCUAUUUGAUCGCAGACAGGACUAUGACAAGCUUCAAAUUAGAUUCUUAUCACGCAAACCAGCAAAGGUUAUCUUGUCAAGUAUGGAGGUUGUUGCGCAAUCAAUGGGGUUUAAGACACACAUUCGCAAUUAUAAGAUGAGGGUGGAAGGUCUAAACGCGAACAAGACUAGUCAUCUCACAAUUAUGGUUGAAGUUUUUGAAGUCGCUCCAUCAAUCUUCAUGGUGGAACUACAAAGAGCAGCUGGAGAUACUUCAGAGUAUAACACGUUCGUAAAUAACUACUGCAGCAAAUUAGAUGAUAUCAUCUGGAAAUUUCCAAUUGAGAAGGGCAAAUCAAGGAUAUCCCGGUUGCCAAAGUGCUAAUUUGUCCUUGACAUCUGUCAUUUGUAUCGUGCAUAAUCUAAUUCUGUGUGGUAUCGUGGACUUGAUGAUUGGAUGUAUGUAUGGAGUGUAUCGCUACUGAUCUAUAAUAUUCUAGUUCCAGCAGAUGAUCUGAGUAGUAUGCCAUGAUUGUAUAUUGAGAGUCCCUAUGCACAAAGAGGCCCAUCCAGUAGAGGUUUCAGUACCUCGGUUUCUAUGUACAAAGUUUUCAGCUACGUACUAGACUUUGUAGAUUUAGCCCAAAACAUUGUAGACGGUUUCUAUGUACAAAGUUUUCAGCUACGUACUGGACUUUGUAGAUUUAGUCCAAAACAUUGUAGACGUUUCAAGAGGUGCGCAUUUUGUUUCAUGUGUACUGCUUAGUAGCUAGUAUUAGAUGAGAGUGAUGUGUGUCCAGGAUGACGAAAUCGGCAUUGCACUAUUGUAAACUGUCUAAUGUAUCAUGCGUGUAACAGUAUUGAAUGUUGAUUCCUAUUUAUUCAUGUGGAUAGAACGUAAUGUUGAUUCCUAAUGUAUUAUGCGGCUGUUGCUGGA